This is a messenger RNA of Alternaria atra, 330 nucleotides long. RefSeq lists its product as uncharacterized. Bases 1 to 330 code for a protein of 109 amino acids. NCBI's taxonomy places the organism in Eukaryota, Fungi, Ascomycota, Dothideomycetes, Pleosporales, Pleosporaceae. The record is from RefSeq and is a predicted model, not a curated record. The transcript has 3 exons.
AUGGCAACUCAAUUCUUGAGGGCGGCGGCUCGCGCCGGAGUUCGAUCGCCUACGGUUGCUUCCCGUGGAUUCCAGACAAGCGCAGUACUGAGGCAGGAUGCUGUUGUUGCGCCGGCCAGGAAGCCCGUUGGUGCUUUUAGGGGAGGACUGUUCGGUUUCCUUGUCGGUGCGACGACAUCCGGCGCGGGCAUGUACUACUAUGUCAUUGACGAAUACCGCGUCUCCAACCAGCUCUUGACCGAAGACAUCUACGCUCUCCAAUCCGCGGUCCAACGGAUAGAAGGCUAUGUCCGCACCCUCGAGGACAAGGUCGACGCGAAGAAGCGAUAA